This is a messenger RNA of Acanthosepion pharaonis, 735 nucleotides long. The record is from the annotation of a GenBank genome assembly. NCBI's taxonomy places the organism in Eukaryota, Metazoa, Mollusca, Cephalopoda, Sepiida, Sepiidae.
AUGUUUCUUUUGUUCGAUGUUGCCGCUUCCACAUCUAUCUAUCUAUCUAUCUAUCUAUCUAUCUAUCUAUCUAUCUAUCUCAGUCUGUUCAGAUCUAUCUAUCUAGCUAUCUAUCUGUCUAUCUGUUUUAGACUGUUCAGAACUAUCUAUCCCUGUUCAUAUCUAUCUAUCUAUCUAUCUAUCGAUCUAUCUAUCUAUCUAUCGAUCGAUCUAUCUAUCUAUCUAUCGCAAUCUGUACAGAUAUAUCUAUCUAUCGAUCUAUCUAUCUAUCUCAGUCUGUUCAGAUCUAUUUAUCUAGCUAUCUAUCUGACUAUCUGUCUAUCUGUAUCAAUAUAUCACUUCAUAUCUAUCUAUCUAUCUAUCUCUGUUCGUAGCUAUCUAUCACAAUCUGUUCAGAUAUAUCUAUCUAUCGAUCUAUCUAUCUCAAACUAUCUAUCUAUCUAUCUAUCUAUCUAUCUAUCUAUCUAUCUAUCUAUCUAUCUAUCUAUCUCAGUCUCUUCAUAUCUAUCUAUCUAUCUAUAUCUGUCUAUCUAUCUGUCUCAGUCUGUUCAGAUCUAUCUAUCACUGUUCAUAUCUAUCUAUCUCAGUCUCUUCAUAUCUAUCUAUGUAGAUAGCUAUCUGUCUGUCUGUUUUUCUAAGUCUGUUCAGAUUAACCACUGUUCAUAUCUAUCUAUUCUAUCUAUCUAUCUAUCUAUCUAUCUCAGUCUUUUCAGAUUUAUCUAUCUAUCUAUCUAA